AACAGUUAGACGCCGGUCGGCGGCUUUGUAACGCGCACGAUCGUCGCUCGCAGAUAAACGGCCAACGCCUAUAUACGCCUCUUUUGAACUACUUUUAUGUACGCGACGGCUAACGCCUUUCUUCGCGUCUACACGACGCCCAGAACUUGGCAUCCUCACGUCUACUGUGCUGGACCCAAGUCACCAACGCCGCACUAUAUCAGGAAUAUUUUGAAUUUGGUUGAAAAUCACGAUAGUAGUGACGACGAAGACGAUUAUAAUCCUUGUAGCCCUGUUAUUGACGUCGUGGAAGAAAUAGGUAGGUCUAUUCUAUAUAACCCUCCCCCUCUACCCCCUUUAUCGGUUUUAUCUAAUCUCGGAAACGCCAGGGUCGAUAUAGACGCGUUCUAUAUUCCAUCUGGAAUGUUUACAGCCGCCGCGAACGCUAUCAAAGACAAAAGAAGCUUCCAAUAGUCCAUUAACGUUCGGCUCGGCAAUUAACACAGCGUCUCUUUGUUCGAACGCAUAACCGUCUAUUAAUUGUUUCUUUCCAAUCUACUCAACUCGAUCUUUUACGAGAAGAUAGGGAAGUAAAAUGAGGAAAGGACAGAAAGACUUAUUGAUAGAGUUGGAGAAGAGACAGGAAAGUAGCGAGAGUAGUUUAGGAUAUGCGUUUCUUUUACGAUUUCUCUAAUAAGAACCGCUUAUAAAUAGCUUCAAGCGCCUGAAUUGUUAAUCUCGUUAAUUGUUUAUUUUUUGGCGCGAAUUUUCCUCUGUCGGAUCAACUACUUUGCUUUACCAAAAAAGUCGAAAAGUCCCCAGAUGAAGAAUGUCUGGUGCGUGUUGGAUAGAUAAGGAGUGUCAGAUUGAGUGUAAGUAAUUUGUCUUAUCGUCGCGACGAAUCGAGAGACGGAGCUGCUGCGCUCAAUCAAAACGAAAGUUUUUCCGGCUAUAUCGAGGCGUUUAGAGACGGUUUCUGCCCAAGAUAAGAAACUCUUCCGGAACUAGGCCUAUUCUCUAUAGAAAUUUUCCUAUUUUUUUUCCCGGUAUUGUAUUUCAUAGAGUCUAUUGUGUACUAUUGCGACUGACUGCCAUAUUAUUAUUUUCAUUGUUUUUCUAUACACGUUAAAUAGCCAUGUUGCUUUCUCGCUCUCGCCCUCUCUUCUUUCUCUUUUAUACUCUUUCCUAUAAGACUUCUAUGUGGUUUUUUACCCUUACUCUUGUUCCAUAUUUUAUCUAAAAUCUUUUACAAAGCCCUUUAUUCUCUCUUAAAAUUUCUCAAUUUUCUCGUAUACAUGUCCCACCAUUAAGUGAAAACAAUCUUAAAAGCCUUUCAAGUCGUUUUGACUUCUUCUAAAGAAAACCAACUGUUUCAAUUAACUCUCACUCUAUACAAAUAACAGAACAACAGCAGAACACUCGGAAACGUUCUAAAACAUCGGACGAGUUGAGCGAAAGGGACUCAACGGACUCAAACCAGAACAACGAUAAGCCCAAAAAGAAGAAAGCUAGAACAACAUUUACUGGAAGGCAAAUAUUCGAAUUAGAAAAGCAGUUUGAAGUGAAAAAAUAUCUGAGUUCCAGUGAAAGAGCUGAAAUGGCGUCGCUUUUGAGCGUUACCGAAACUCAGGUAAAAAUAUGGUUCCAAAAUAGGAGAACUAAGUGGAAAAAGCAGGAGAAUAUAUCAAAUACAGAAGCGGCAGAAUAUAAAAUUGGUGGAGAGAGACAUAUCGACACGAUAAGAGCCCAAGAAAAAUCAAAAUUGUCUUCCUUAAAGAAUCAUUUACCUAACUCACAAGAUCACUCGUUAGUCACAUCUUCAACAACGCCCAUUGAAGGGGAUGACUCCUCUAAACUUCGCCUACAAUCUCUAGAUGAAAAUGGGGAAAACUGUGCAGUUACUUCCGUUUCAUCAUCACCCGACGCUUCCUAACGUAUAAGACAUUAUCUCUUAUCAUAUGGUAUUUUUUCGGAGAUGAUCUCCUCUUAUUACAUUAUUAUUAUCAUUAUUAUUUUUUGGACUGGAGAAUUUCACUUAAAUAUCUAUUCAACACGUGCAUAUAUUGUGUACAAUAUAAAUAAAUAAAUAUAUUUCCUAAAUGAACGUUUUAUUCUCUUCAUGAAUGAAUGGAGACAGAAGAAGAGCAAUUGUGUGUAAGAUGCCUUUUUUUUUAAAUAAUACGUAUUCUCUUGUUUUUCUUCGUAAACGUGCG
Molecule: messenger RNA, 2192 nt
Organism: Dimorphilus gyrociliatus
Lineage: Eukaryota; Metazoa; Annelida; Polychaeta; Dinophilidae
Source: the annotation of a GenBank genome assembly